Molecule: messenger RNA, 7167 nt
Organism: Amoebophrya sp. A25
Lineage: Eukaryota; Dinophyceae; Syndiniales; Amoebophryaceae
Source: the annotation of a GenBank genome assembly
CAGCUUGCUAGCCUUUCUAGAUCUAGCCUUGGCGAGCGGACUUGGCGACUUUUUUCGUUUGCCUUUCUGUAUCUUAGUUACCUUCCUAGUUGUUAGCCUAUGCCCAGCACAGCGGGCCCAUCCUGGGCGUAUAGAUAUACAAACGCUAUAUGAUAAUGAUGUUUAAGAUACAUUUAACGAAUCGGAUGAAUCGGAUGCCCAGGAGGACGAGCGAGAGGACGAGGAGGCUGAAGAUCAUUUGAGGGACCUCCAAACGUCAAAGUACUACACCUACUACGAAGAAGCACAGUCCCUGAAUAGUUCGUCAGCAGGGACGAUGACCAGUUAUGGAGCGACGAUUCACAACCACUUCGGCGCGGAGAAUGCUGGCCCGCACCUGCCUAUGGGCUCGGACACAGAGGACGAGCAAGUCGAGGAUCAUUCUAAUGCGUUUCUAGAACAUCAUCAACGGGCGAUGGGCCAUGAUCCAAACUACACGUUUGCAGCAACCGUUUUCAGUGGAGCGUUCGCAAUGGAAGAAAGUGCUGGCGGCACUGCUUCGAACGACAUCAAUGCUCAUGGCGGUGGUUCAAGUUCAAGAUCACAAGGUAGCAGGAAGAGCGGUGGAAUCGGUGGAAAAAGGGCAGGUGGAAGGAAGCGAAAAAAAUCAUCAACAUCAAGAAGAAUAGAUGAGUUGCAGCCAGAAAAUUUUUCCCAAUUCGAGCAACCCUGGAUGAAUCAAAGUGGAGGUGCAUCUCUUUCUUCACAUUCUCGGUCUGCGAUCGUAUCCCGAACAUCAACGACGGGAAGCCGGAGUCUCCAAGCCUCGCAGGAUAAAGUUCCGCAAGACACUGCGCGUUUCAUGCUAAGCUCGGAAGCCACCGGUACCACUCACGCAGAGGUCGUAUCCGGAGUGCGGAACUUUCCUCAAAAGCCGUUUGAAAAAUGGAGCGAAGGCGACCGCUUUUUGCUUGGCUUGGUGCUCAUUCUCACUGUGUGUUAUGGCAGGCGGGUGGGAGGCAUGAGUUGAACACUUGACUUCUACUAGCAACGUUGUAGAGUAAUGCCAUGAUGAGGUGGCCGAAACGUGCUCUUGAUGCUCUAUCUUAACUCUUGUUGUUCUAUGAUUCUGUUCCUAGUUCUAGGUAGUUGUACCGCGGCACUCUAUGAUUAUCAUCAUUAUCGCGUCGUUCAUGAUGAUGAUGAUGAUAAUGAUGAUGAACGACAACUAUACGAACAAUCCAUCAGUUAACCGACGUCUAACUUUUUCUCGUAGAUGUGGGCACUUCUGAAGUGCAGCGAGCUGUAGUUAGAGUCCUCGGAGGAUCACAUACACACACGCUGGCUUUCGUGGUUUUGACGAAUUUAGCGUUGCUGAUUUUCUGGCCGAUCCAUUUCGUUCGUACGGCUUACAAAAAUUACGCCAAUCCGGACGAACCAGACGAAGAGGAGACCGCGUCUGCGGCGAUCCGAGCGUCUGGUCUAGCGUUUUUCCGUGGAAAAAUGUACGACACGUUGUCAGGUGCCCUGAUCGAGCAGCCAGAUGAAAGAGCAGGACGCCGUAGGCGGCGAGAUGAGAUUCGAGAUGCAACUUGGUCCCGAGACCCGACCAGAACUGUGAUGGUACAGAAAAAUAGGGGAAAGAUUCCACCUCGUGACGUCGCAAAACUGAGAGUGCAGGGCGACGGAGAAAUGACGGAUCCAACGCCUCGAAUGAACGAGUACUACGAAAGCGAUAUCAAUUUUGCAGGUGCAGCAGAACAAUAUGAACGCAGAUUAAUGCAGGAGAAUGGUCUUCUACAACUAAAGGAUACAAAUACAUUCUUGUCUGCGUCCGUGUCCUCUUCAGGACAGGGUGGGGAGCGCUCGAUGCGUAACUCCGUUUCAGAGCACGAAACUGGGGAUUCAUCGUCUCAGCGACGUCAGGAAGCCAGGCGGUGGCAUAGAAAAAACGGACAAGAACACCAGCCUGGCGAUUCUGUGGUUGUCAAUAUGGACAGACGCAGUGGUACAGAGGGAGACCAAAGCAUUGCGACCAGUGAAAUCCUGCAGGAUCAGCAGGCAUUAUACAGAGAUCCAGAGGCCAACUCAUCCUUCGCCACCCUCGAGAGCUAUCGUGGAGGAAAGAGAACACCACAGCAAAUCAGUUUCUCUAGGAGCAAUAACCUUGUUAUUGCUGAUCAUCAGCAAGGAGGACAAUGGCAAGUACCGCCACCCGGAGCCGGAGCUUCUCGGAACAUUAGAGGUGCAAGUGGGACAAAAGAAAGGCCGCGCGUGCCUUCGCUUUCGAUGAGUCCGGCUGCGAGGGUUCGCGGGCGGGUUAGCCCAGGCCCGAAGUUUCUGCAGUCUCCGUCCGAGGUCGACAUGGCUAGAAUUGGUGGCACAAGCAUCAAUUGGCAGCGCCACCCGACGUCGACUGGCCGGUCUUCACGAAUUCUUCUCGGUUCCGUGACUUUAGCUACGACGCGGCCGUCAGUUGAAGAAGUUCAGUCUCCUGUGGGUCUUAUCCAUUCAUCUUCUCCUCUAGAUGAGCGUUAUUCAGUACCUCCGCAUACGACAGCGCAAGUCCCUAGUGUGGCCGCAGAAGUAGAAGACGUAGAACUGAAACCUUCUACACCUCCCCCUGCUGCUGCAUCAGAAUCUAGUAGAAGCACACUCUCGGAACGGGCAGCAGCUGAAGAUGCACGACCCACUGAUGCAACACCAUCGAGCAAAAAGCUGGGUGGCACCGGUGAAACGGAAUCGCCGCCCCUGAAGUUGUUGAGUAAUUUGCCUAGAAGUCAGCAUUCUUCCUGCUCAUCCUCAAGCUCUAGCAGCCAUUUUUUCGCCCUACCGAGAGCUUCACAAGGUAUGCCAACCGCGCAGCCGCAGAACUUCUUGACGCCGCCAGAGGUCUCACCUGUAGCCACGGCCAGGGACGUCGCUCACGGCAACGGCGAUGAAUCUGAGACCAAUGCUCACGCUCGAGACGGUCCGAGUGCCUCGAAGUCGUUUGAUCGCCGCUUGUACGAAGGAAGCCAUCGCAUGGAGAAGAAAGUCGAAGAUGAGGCCAGUGCGCAUGAAGAUGACUUGAUGCCCCUUCGACCCAUCAACAUCAUUUCGAAGCUGGAAGUCAGUCAUGAACAACGAGAAGAGGGGGGCGAGGAAGAGCAGAAUCAAACUUAUCGUGUGAUCGUCACCACAAGUGAAGGUGAGGAGCAAGCGCGUCUGGAUAACAUGCUUCAAGAGGUCAGCCUUGGCUCCGCAAGAAGUGUCGACCACAUGCACAUGGAAUCAAGUUCAUUUCACCAAUCGCAGUUGCUUUCCGUCAAUAGGGAAAGAUCUGGACGAGCCUGGCCGCGGGCGUCGCCAUAUCGAAAGUCCACGAAACGUCAUAGAAAACGGCGAGAGGGGACCGCUAACGCCGCGGGCGCCAAUUCCUCGUCCCAACUAUUGGACUCCAUAAAAGAAAGUGAAAUCGGAAGCCCGCAUGAAGACGACGGAGGCAACCACAACAGGGAUAGCGGUCAUAGCCAUAUUGAGGCGUCUAAUACUCGUUAUGCGACAAAUUGGGCCCUCGUUGACGGACCAGCGAUGGAAGAUGAUAGUUUCACAUACGGCAAGUCGCCACGAGCAGACGAGGAUGAAUCUUCCGUCGAUACAUCAGACUCAGACCGUUAUUUUCUUGGUAGUCGGGCCAAUCCUGAGUCCUUUUCUCUGGGAAGUGAAGAUCAUCGCCCUAAAAGAAAAUCUACGAAGCGGCUUCGCUUUGACGACCGUGUUUCUUUCGCACCUGAGACAAUUAACAGUACUAGAAAUAGUAAAAGAAUAGCGAGGACAUCACGUCGGCGACCUGAUCAAUUGUUGCAAGCAGUACUAGACAAUGAGAGCAGCAUGGCCUCCACCUCGUCAAGUGGACCGCGACAGUCGACAGAGUACGCAACCGAAGAAGAAAUCGUCUAUGAAUUUGAUGACGACCAAGAGUCCGUGCGCUCGGCUGAACGUCAAGAAAGAGAAGACGAGGAGACGAGAGAGACACUACUGCCUCCGUCCGUGCGUGAACCUCGUGGUUUUGUGUCACAUAGUCGCGUGCAUAAAAAACCUUCCAAGAAGGACAUCUCUGGCGCUUCAAUGUAUCUUUUUGCUCCAGAUUACGAAGCACCCGCACGCAAGCAGGAAGAGGAAGAUCGCCGUGACAUAAAUGCUUCAGAAGUGACCGAGGAAUAUGCAACUGCCGGACAGCCACUACAGAAUCAAACCCUUGAUAGCAAUGAAGAUAAAAAUGGAGAAGACAGGAGUGAGAACGCGGCUGCAGUGCCUUCAGAAAGUGCGCCAACAAACAUUGGCAACUACAAAUCUGGUGAAAGUGAAACACGUUCAGCUGAAAAGAAGAAGAGAGCUGGUAAUAAACGGCGCAGAGAAAGUAAGAAAGACACGGAACAGCGUGGCUCACUCUUCGACGACGCCAGAAAAAAUCAGAUUCCAGACGAAGAAGCAGUAGCGUCUUUUGUUCAACCUCAAAGGGAUAACACAGACGCAGAUGGCGGUCAGACUCGCGCCAAGAGCCUACGUGACCAUUUGCAUGUUGCCUCAUUCUUGUUGGCAGGCAGAAGAAUGUCACUGACUCGACAGCCGUUGCCUGAGGAAACUACGAAAGGCAACAGCAGUAUGCCUCUGGAUAAGAAGACAAAAAGUAGGAAGUCGAGGCGUAGUGUUGACAAAGACAAGAAAGGUAGACGGGCGCAGCAGGAAGAUGAGGAUCAAGAACCAAAUGAAGACUUAUUGGCUGAACCUGUUGCGGCCUACGAUGCAGACCGAGACGGGCACGGUGCUCCCCCGGAUGAGGUCAUUGAUUGUCAGGAUAGAACAAGUACAAGGUCAAAGGAGGAAGAUCAGGACGGACCAGGAUUUGUGAAACUUCCAGGAAAUGGUAGUCGUCGAGUCUUCCAGCCAAUUCAGCACAAUCGUAGAGAAACGAGAGAAAAUUUGCAGCUGGGUUCCAUUCGACCCAAGCCAAAGUCCCCAGGCUCAUCCUCGUCGAGCGCCACGUCAGAGACGAAAAGAAAAACUCUACCGAAGUCUUCGCCUUCGCAUCAAAAUUUACAAGCAGGAGAUGAGGUCGGAGCGCUUGGGCAAUCGUCGCUGCAGCUGAACUCCUCGAGCGGUCGACAAGAAGGCGUGAGCACCUUGCUGGACUUGUUCACUGUGCAGGAUCGAGACUUUUUUACCGGUGCGCCGAUGACCGCUUCGCGAGCGCGUGCCAAAAGUGAGGCCCUUUACGGCUUUACCAGGCUGACGAGGCUGAGCAGCAAGAUGAAGAAUGCUGCUCGCUUGCAACAGGGUACAACCGAGGAAGGCUCGCGUGCUGCCUCUCAGGCAUGGAGCGAUGCUUCCAUGACAUCGACCGUGUCCUCAACGCGCUCCCUAAUCGAUCGCAUCGCGGCCUCAACAGCACGUCCUCCCGUUUACGUCAUAAUCGCCCUCAUUGCCCCGGUUUACCUGCUCGCACAGUGGACGGCGCUCCAAGGCAUGACUCAUUCCAGUCUAUCGAAUUGCGCUCUCGUCUCCAGCUUCACUGGUGUAAGCGUUUACCUGUUGUCAGUGAUGUGGAUUGGGGAGGAGCACGACGGAUCAAAGUGGUUAGGCGUUCUGCUGAGUGCAUGUGGCGUUUUCGUGGUCCUGCACAGUGGUGGAGAGGCUACUGACGCAGCUGCAUCGGCUCGUCAAGCUAGUGGUUCUAGUCAGAAUGACGUCGACGGAUCAUAUGAGACUACGACUACCAACAUGUUUCCCGGUGCAAGCAGCGGCAUCACUUUCUUCUUAAAGGACAUGCUCCAGCUCCACACGCGCACAUCUACGCUUGACGACGCGAAGCGUGCUUUCCUCGACAGUGAAUAUUCGGUACUGCGACCGCAUAAACUCGCUUUGGGUGUGUCCUUCAACAGUGAAGAUACCACAGAGCAGAUGAGUCUGCUUGUGUCACAGCAAGACCCUGACCCAUCCUCUAGCACAACGGACUCACCUGAUUCAUCUUCGUCCUUAGCAGGUGAAACGACUUCGAUGGCAGGCCAAAAUCAAAAAGUCCAUAUUACAGCGCCAUGGUCGAGCGGUGUAGUCUACAGUCUUCUUGCUUCCGUUGUUUUUGCGGCCUAUGCGAUCCUCGUGACAGAAUACAUUCGUGAUCCGGUCAUUUUUCUUGCGUAUAUCGGCCUGUACACGCUCUGCGUCGGCGUCCCUCUCGUUCUUUUAUGCGAUUACGGUGUCCUCCAUGAGCUCAUGCAAGUCGGUGCGGAACAAUACGGUGGCACGCUUGCUCUCCUGGGUAUCGCCAACGCCUUCAUGGGACAAUUCUGUUACGCUUGGGGCCUACUCCUCACCAGCCCGACGGUAGCUGUCCUGGGACUCGCUUGUUCGAUUCCGCUAUCUAUUCUCUUCGAACGAGUGCUGUGCGUCAACUGCGCGCCACUCUUCGGGUAUCACGUUGCGGCAGGGCUCUGCAUCCUUGCAGGCUUCGGCGCUUUCCUGUACGGACAUCUUCAGGGAAAACGCAGGAUUUCGCAUGCUUUCACGCGAUGAACAGUAUGAACUUCGUGCACGAUCAGUUCACAGCGGAGGGAACGGACGAGGCCAUCUGAGUAACUAUAUUUUCGAACAGGGUCCUUCAUGUUCUUCACCAGAAAGUCUUAUAUUUUCAAAGAGACCACGCAAUCGAUUUCGUAUUGUGCAGAUUAUUCAUGAUUCAUAGAAUAAAUGUACGGCUUUCAUUUCAAGAUUUCUGGCUUCAAGAAUCAGUGAUGUAAUGCACAGUAAUACAAAGCUCGAAAUAACAUGUAAUUGUACAGCAGCUCUAUUUAUAGUCCAUAACAAAGUCCUCGUAGUCGUAACAUUUUGUGUUUUUAGAACAUUGUAGUUGUUCGAUGUAUCCCCUUAUGCAAUUCCAAUUAUACUUGUGUUUCUCAUCAUGCUAGUCUACGACAUUGACUACGAUUGCCAUUCGCAGUUGCAGCUCCGGUUGGCUCGAUAUCCCCAUGAUUCCACGCGUGUCUCAUGAUAUCCUUCCUAUUGUGAAAGUGACGCGGUUCGUUAUGUUGAAUUUCAAUGUUCCGAGAUGAUGAAAAAACAAAUGCAAACGUAUAUUCACUAGAAUGAAAACAAUAACAAAGACAGAAACGAGGCUUGGAAAAAAUGGUUUUGCUGCAACGUGAAGAU